Molecule: messenger RNA, 1383 nt
Organism: Chanos chanos (milkfish)
Lineage: Eukaryota; Metazoa; Chordata; Actinopteri; Gonorynchiformes; Chanidae
Product: CMP-N-acetylneuraminate-beta-galactosamide-alpha-2,3-sialyltransferase 1-like
Exons: 11
Coding region: 1-1383 (460 amino acids)
Biological process (GO): sialylation
Cellular component (GO): membrane
Molecular function (GO): beta-galactoside (CMP) alpha-2,3-sialyltransferase activity
Source: RefSeq, a predicted model, not a curated record
AUGGCCUCGGACUUGGAGGUGCUGCUCCUCAUCCCAACCACUUCACACUCGGCUGCAAACCAUCCCCAAUCUGCGGUGAGUAAGCCAAUCCAAGCCAAGGAGGAGUGUACCAACACAGAAGCUGGACAACUAUGUUUAAGUGAGUCUAACCUUAGCUACACCUACCCAGGUUAUGUUGUCGUGGGUCUUGAAUUCCCUACAGAGGUUGCGGGUGCCCGCCAGCUGGGUGAUGACCUUCAUGCUGUCUGCAAGACUGACUUCAAGCGGGCAGCUGAUGAAGAAAUUUUGAUGGUGGAGAUGUCACCCAAGGCCCCACUUCCAGCUGGUGUUCUACUCCAGCCCAUGGUGGUUGAGCCAUGUGAUACGCCAGUCUCAUCAGCCGUGUUCCUGGUGUCUCCUGGUCCCCCUGGUUUACUCAAGUUCAUCCUGGGUCUCCAGGUUCCCCACAGUGUCAGCUGCAGCCACAUUAUUGCCUUUGCCACACUCUUGUACACAUAUGGGAACAACAACUUCAUUUAUUUUGAGUCUUUGCAAAGAAAUAAACAAUGUGCGUGCAGUUUCUGCAUCAGUAAUGAGGAUGAUGAUCCCUGGUUCACUGAGCGAUACAAGCCCUUCAUUGAACCAGUGCUGACCAGGAACAACAGUGCACUCAGCAAAGAGGUUUAUAGUUGGUGGCAGAGCCUACAGUUUGCAUCACACAGAGCCAACUACACAGCGGUGAUUGAGAAACUAUUCAAAAUCUUUCCAGACAAUCCACAAGUCAUGGACACAGAGCCUGAUCGCUGCAGGACCUGUGCUGUUGUGGGGAAUUCAGGAAAUCUCCUGGGAUCUCACUAUGGAAAGCUCAUAGACAUUCAUGAUUUUGUCUUCAGAAUGAAUAAGGGGCCAAUUAAGGGCUUUGAGACAGACGUGGGGACCAAAACUACUCAUCGUGUCAUCUAUCCUGAGAGUGCAGUGGAUGUGGAUAACUCCACUUAUGUAGUGCUGGCUGCCUUUAAGACUUUAGAUCUUCAGUGGCUCAUCAGUGCCUUUACCACUAAAGACAUCAAACGGACAUACAAAAAUGUUAGAACCACAAUACAGGCUAAUAAGAACAAGGUGAUGGUGCUCCAUCCUGCUUUUAUGAAAUAUGUUUAUGAGUUCUGGCUGCAGAAACAUGGUCGAUAUCCAUCAACUGGCUUCCUCAUUCUGGUGUUGGCUCUGCACGUCUGUGACGAGGUGAACGUGUUUGGGUUUGGAGCCGAUAAAAAUGGAAACUGGCAUCAUUAUUUUGAGAAAGUUCGAAAUAACGCUGGCGCACAGGAACAUGGGCGAAAUUUCGAGAAUGAGAUUGCAGAACAGCUCUUAACAAAAAAGAAAAUUCAGAUUUUCAGAGGCUGGUGA